GAGCGGGGCGCAGGGCGCGGGGAGCCCCAGGCACACGCACCGAGAGCCAGCCAAGUUCCGCAGCCCAGCAUGGCUUCGGGGGACCUUUACGAGGUUGAGAGGAUCGUAGACAAAAGGAAGAACAAGAAAGGAAAAUGGGAAUAUCUCAUCCGAUGGAAAGGUUAUGGCAGCAAUGAGGACACGUGGGAACCAGAGCAUCAUUUACUCCACUGCGAGGAGUUUAUUGAUGAGUUUAAUGGGCUCCAUGUGUCAAGAGAGAAGAAGAUUAAGUCUGGGAAGCAGACCAACACCCCCAAAUUCCUAAGAGAAAGCCGAGGAGCUCCUAUCGAAAAACUGUCUCACAGACCUGAAUCAGGGAAGAGUAAAGGGAGUUCUCACAAAAGAAAGCGGAUGAACCCUUCCCUCCAAAAACCAAAAAAGGGGUACACCUCAAAACCCCAGUCAGGAGGGGACAGGGCUGCCAAGACUGUUUCUUACCGAACUACACCCAGUGGCUUGCAAAUCAUGCCAUUAAAAAAGGCACCCAGUGGGAUAGUGAAUGGAGAUGCCAGUCACGAAAAGGAUGCGGGACACUUUGGGGAUGGCUCCCACCCGCCUGGCUUGGAUUUGAAUGAGCCCGAGGGAGAGCCUGAUAUGGCUAACGAAUGUCCAGUUAGCCACGACUCAGUGGUUGCGAAUGGAAUCGGUUCUACUCUGACCAACGGAGGUCUACACUUGCAUAAUCCUGUGAAGAGGAAAAUUGAAGGGGACAAAGAUUACGUCUUUGAUAAGAGGCUCAGGUAUAGCGUCCGUCAAAAUGAGAGCAACUGUCGGUUUCGAGACAUUGUGGUGCGGAAGGAAGAAGGAUUCACACACAUUCUGCUGUCCAGCCAGACUUCUGACAAUAAUGCUCUGACACCUGAGAUUAUGAAGGAAGUGCGGAGAGCGUUGUGCAACGCGUCCACGGACGACAGCAAACUCUUGCUUCUCAGCGCGGUCGGAAGUGUGUUCUGUAGCGGCUUAGAUUAUUCCUACUUACUUGGCAGGUUGUCCACCGACAGAAGAAAGGAGAGUACCAGGAUUGCAGAAGCUAUAAGGGAUUUUGUGAGAGCUUUUAUCCAGUUUAAGAAGCCAAUUGUGGUUGCUAUUAAUGGGCCUGCCCUGGGGCUGGGCGCAUCCAUCCUGCCGCUCUGCGACAUUGUCUGGGCCAGUGAGAAGGCCUGGUUUCAAACACCAUAUGCAACCAUACGCCUCACCCCUGCCGGAUGCUCCUCAUAUACAUUCCCACAAAUCCUCGGUGUUGCUCUGGCCAAUGAGAUGCUAUUCUGUGGAAGGAAACUCACAGCUCAGGAAGCUUGCAGCCGAGGGCUCGUGUCCCAAGUCUUCUGGCCAACUACCUUCAGCCAAGAAGUCAUGUUGCGUGUCAAAGAGAUGGCUGCCUGCAGUGCCGUAGUGUUAGAAGAAUCUAAAUGUCUCGUUCGGAGCUUCCUGAAAUCAGUUCUUGAAGACGUGAAUGAGAAAGAAUGCCAGAUGCUCAGGCAGCUAUGGAGUUCUUCCAAAGGCUUGGAUUCAUUAUUCAGCUACCUGCAAGAAAAAAUUUAUGAAGUCUGAAAGGCUCUGCUCUGGUUUUUGCACCCCCCCUCUGUGCCCAGAGUGAUCCUGACUUCUGGCUCUUCCCUGUGUUCGAAACAUUGGAGCCCAGUGUUCUGGAAAGGAGCUUGUGAAUGUCUCUCCAUACCUAGGCCUGUGUCAGUUUUCCUUGUGAGUCAUUCUGGAUGUUACUGGGUUGUUUCUACGUUGGUUUGAUUUUGCGUGUCAGAUGUGGGGCUCGGCGUUCUCAGCUGGCCCACCUUCCUCAAGGGUUCCCCCAGGGGACUGUCUCUUCCGGGAGGGAGCUCUUCGGCAGGCAGCGUCCUUGGUUCGGCAUUACGUGGCCACGAUCCAGUAAGGCAGCCCCAUUUCUUCCAGUUUUCUCUGUCCUUUUGACUCAGGCUGCGUCAAUGAGGGGGCCGCUCUUUGGAGAGCACCAGCUUUUGACCAGCUGUUACUAUGCUCGGAUGCCAAUCAAAGGACUAGGUCGAGCAUGAUUGAUUCGAGUCUGUCAUCCUCAGGCAAGACCAGCUCAAUCAAUCACAUAGACCCUGCCUCAGUUUCCUUCCUGUUGCCACAAGGAUCUGUGUGACCUCUAGGGCUUAGUCUGAAAAUCCUAACAGAAGUCAUUUACAAACCCAGAUAUUGUAAAUUUAGAAACGUUUUGUUAAAUAUAUAUUUUUCAACACUGUAAGUGGUGAUUCUAAUAAUUUAUGUGUAUCAUAUGUAAAAUUAGUUGGGUUGUUUUUUGUUUUUUGGCAAAAACUACCAGGAAAAAUGUUUUUUUUUCUUUUAAUUAAACUUAUUUAACUUAUUUAUUUGUGUUUAUAUUCAACUGUCUGUUAUUCACAAAGAUGUUAUUUUCAUACUGCCCUGGACCAAAUUCAAAGCUUGUGCUAGGCAGCACAUCUUAGUAAUAAGCCACAAUGAGAGCAAAUUCUAACAGAAAAGCAACAUAGAACUUUUCCAGAUAACAAAUGAAUACUCUGAACUGCUCUCAAUAGGAAACUGUUUCCAGCUGUUAUCUGUUUGCUUUUUUACUGUAGACUCAUCAAAAAGAAUGAUGGUGGGAAAUGUUUCUCUUUGCUGAUUGUCUUUUUGGGGAGAAUUGUGCUUUCUGGCCAAUAUCUUGUCUAAACAUGCUCAAUUCACAGUAACCUGACGUGAGCACCAGGUGGAGGCAGCACCAUUUUGUGAAAUAUCUCUUCUCCAGCCUAGAACACAUUAGCGUGGGACUAAUGAGAGUGUUUGUUCCAUACGUCUUUUGAACGUCUUGGGAAAACAAAGGGGUAGAGAUAUAGAGCUGAAAGGGACCUUUGUGGUUAUUGAAUCUAACUCUCUCAUUUUACAGAUAAAUAAACUGAGUCCUAGAGAAGCUAAGUGAUUUACUGAGACAACUAAUAAUGUCUGAGGCAGAAUUCAGUCCCUAGUCUUCCUAACAGCUAUUGCUGAAUCUCCUACAACAUUCUGUCCAUUGGGCCUUUGAGAACCAUAGGGAAAGUCUUGGCUUUGAUGGGCUAAAUGGGCAGAAGAGUCCCUGAAGGUAUUAAUAAAUACAAUAAAAUAUAAAAUGAAAAAUUAAAGUUGGUCCUCUAGAAACUUUUUUUCCAGAGUUCUGGAGUUAAAGAAGGGAGCAAUAAAUACUUACCCUACUAUUAAAUCUGUUUGAAUUCUAAGAAAGUCUUAUUGUCAGCUUUGGAUUGGCCAUUAAAAAAUCUAGAAUUAGCCACCAGAAGAGAUUUUUCCUCAUUUGCAAGGGGAAAAAUCAAGAAGAGUGCACAAAGGUGAAAAAUCCAUAUAGAAAUUAGUGCAAAAGGUAGGCACUCACUCUAAGAAAGAGAAUGAGAGCCCUCUUCCCCACUUCUCUGCUUAUCUGACUUGCUUUCUUCUAACUUCUCAGACCUAUUCACAUUCCUCCCUCCUCCAUCAGCACACAGUUUUUUAUAGACUGCAGAAAAAAAAAAAAAAAAAACAAUCAAAAUUGGGCAUGUCCAAGAAGGGCUGUUUGCAAAGAGAGCCCCAGCUACAAUUAUUGCUAUAAUUCUUUCCAUAGUGUGACUUUCUAGAAAAGAUUGCUCAGCUUGAUUCGGGAAGAGAGGGCUCCUCAUAAAACCUAUCCCCGGGCUUCUUGACCAAACAUCGGUGAACCAUGUACCUGAUAAGACCUGGCUUCCCCUAAGCUCAAGGGAAGGCCUUCACACCCAUUUUCUUGGUCAUGACCUUAGUCAUUAUUGGGCCAUGCUUUCUUAGAAGUGUACCAUCAGAUAUCCAAAGCCAGAAAACUGAUGGCAGAAUAGGAAAAACAUGAUUGAGGGAUUCAUAGGGGAUCCAUAUAGUCUAGAGAAUAGAAAGAAUAUAGUAAAGACAAUUUUGCCUUCUUCAUGCCCCUCACAACAUCAGGAAAUAUUGACCCAUUGAGUCUUUGUUGCAGACUCAGCUUUGCAAAAAGUGCUUCAUUUGGAAGGACCAACAAAUGAGUUUUAUCCAUCUUGGCUCAAGUACCUUCUUACUGUGGGACAGAUGGCCCAAGAACUAAUUAAUACCUAUUCUUUGUGAACAACCAGAACAUCCGUUGGGUUCUCCGUGGCAGUUUCCUAGAGAGAAGAAGAUCUACUAUUUACAAAAUCAGGGUGGAAAUGGGUUCAUAAUCAAAUGGAAAUAAAUAUUCCAAAACUGAUAGUACUAAAAGAAACAUAUGGGGUCUAUGUUUAAAGGAUUACCAUUUUGUCAGUAGUAGAGUCCAUCCAGCCCCUCAGUCUGGGAAUCCCUGAGUAUUCAUUCAACAGCAAUCUGAAAUGACAUCUGUAUUAUCUUAUAUUUGUUCAAGGUGAGAACGACUUCAUUCAUUCUCUGGGUAUUUUAGAAGAGGCAUGUUGAUAAACCAAUUUCAAAAAUAGGUGCUGUCUGUGACUAUAAUUUACAUAAAAUAAUUUCAGGAAAAACACCAUCAAUGCAGUCAAUUUGAUGAAAGUUAAUCAAAUCAGUUAGGUGUCACAUACUAUCAAGCGACAAACUGAAUUUUUUAUUUUUUAAAUCAUAUUUUAGUGUUUAGUGUCAUAUAGCCACAACCUGUAGAACCACUGGAAAAAUUAACUGAGAUUGAGAACUCUGAGCGUUCUGGGGCUGUAUUCACAAUAAUUUUCUUACAAGUAUACAAAGAUAUCCUUACCUUACAAAUUAGCAUAUAUAACCUAUUCCAUGCUUCUUUGUCCUAUUGUCCCUUUCCUCCAAUUCCUCCCUAGAGUCUGUGUUAUUAUCCAACAGGAUCCAUGCCUCUGGAUAGAGGAGGGUAUGUGCCAGUCAGGAGUGAUGGCCAGCUCCCUGAAGUUUCUCAUUGGAUAAUUUUAGAAUGGGGCUAUAGCUCUUUGCUUUGGACAUGAAAUGACUAAGUCUUUUGUGCUACAGUGGCAAGAGUGCCUGAGUUCAAAUUUUGCCAGUUCUAAAACUUCCUGGGUUUCAAUCUUUUCACCUGUAAAAAGAUAUGGUUAGAUGAAGUGGCCUUCUGAAGUUCCUUAAGCUCUAUAUCUAUACUCUGUAUAAACCUUCAGAAAUUCUUGGUCAAAGAGUUUCUCAUGUAGGAAACUGUCCCUUUGAAAAUAGGACAUUUUAAAAAGAUCUGCAGUUAUUACCAUUUGAGACCCUCUUUGUCCAGUGGUCUCUGUCCCUUAGCUUCCCCCCCAAAAAAAGUCAUGGUCUUCUCUGCCAUGGCUUCUCAGCCAGGCCUAAAUGCCAUGAUCAAUGAAUAGUUGCCCACAAAAAAGUGAAUCUUGAGUCAUCUUUGAAGGAUGCUCUGUUAAAGCUAGAAACCAUUCCUGGCUAAACAUAAAACUCUUCAUACAAAGGAGUUUCAAAGAGGCAGAUUGACCACUAAGAAAUUACUGUAGUAUCCACCCCAAGACAAGCCAGUCUGUCCUCCCAACAAGGGAAGGAUACCUUUGUAUAGAUUCUAGCAAAGUCACACACUUUGUAUAUAACACUAAAACAAUAUAAGGUGCUAGGACACUGAUUUAAAGUACAUGCUUGUUCUUGCUGAUUGAUCUAAGACACAAACAUGAAGCUGUGUUUUAUCCAUAGAAGAUCUAGAGUGGAAAAAAGAAAUAACAUAUCUGAUCUCAUAAUCUUGCUACCAUAGUCCUAAACAUUUAGAUUAAAAAAAACUAUCUUUUACAAAGGAAAAAUAGAAUUUCAUUUUUCAUAAUUGAUUUUUUGGUAAAAACAUGCACACACAAAGACACAGACACAUAUACACAAGUUCUUCCAGUUUUUAAAAACAAAAGCAUCUGAUUGAUGUUCAUGCAAUUUUACAACCUUGUUUCUGUGAAAGUUUUUUUUUUUUUUAAAGAAAACAAAUGGCAACUUUUUUCCAAUCUUUCUCUGGAUUGCCCAUAGGAGACCCAGAGUUUACUCUCACCUGAAUUCCUGUGUUCAUUUGGUGUUCAGGGUGACAUUCUUGUUGUACCUAUCAGUCUGGAUAUCAUCACAAAGAUGUACAGUAUUUGAGAUUACAAAUGGAAUUUUCUUUUUCAGUAUUUUAUUUUAUUCUGUAUAUCUUGUUUUAUAGAACCUUCCAAAUUCUCCACUUUGCCUUUGUCAAUAUUUAAGGGAAACAGUUGGGGGAGGGUUGGGGAGGGGAGGGUCAUCUUGCAUGUAUAUUUUUGUUGUAGAUAAGUGUUGCUUGGUCUCUUUGGCAGAUCUUGGGUUAAAUGCUUUCAGACUUGAAUACAGUAUAUAUUUUGAAAUUCUAAAAUUUUUCUAUUUCUGUGUUAGAGCUGGAUAUAUGCGUUUUAGGCAAUCUUUUACACAAUUAGUAACUGUUCUUUCAACCAAUAGCAUACUGGUUUGGUGCCAAUAGUUCUGCAUUAGAAUCUAAUGCUCUUAAAUGUUAGAGGACACGUUUCUCUCUCUCUUUUUUCUUUCUCUUGAAAUAAUUAAGCUUGAAAUAGAAUUUUUAAAAGUGUCACAUUCUUGAAGAGGUCUUACUAUUGGGUUCCAUGUUUCAACCUUUGUAACUACAUAUGUAGUGCUAAAAAAACUUCCCUGAAGAAAUGCUAUAAAGCGAUUGAUGGUGGCUGAAAAUAGAGCCUUAAGUUUGUUGCAAAAAUGUGAAUACGGGUUGUUUAAACCAAUUAACACGGGCUGUGUCAAAGCAGUGUGACGGAGGGUCUGAUGUUGUGGGUUGGGUUCACGGUCCAUCCUGCGCUGGUUGACCAGGUGGAUGAGAAUUACCUGUGGCCGUUCUAUCUGGCCUGCAAAAGAACCAAGUCAAGGGGUCACCGUCUGGUUGUUUUAACCAACACAGCCAACAUGAAUGCUGUCAGGCUGGGCUUUUGUUUGUACCUGUAUCCUGUUCCUAGCCAUCAUCGACUCGGUGCGGCUGUCUGCGAAGUCCAGUCUAGCCGAGACCGGCGUUCCUUAGAAAACAUUAAUGAUGUUUAUGUAAGAGACUUACUGUGUAGACAAUCUUAAUUAUCUUUCAGCUAAGCAAUCAGCAUUCUGGCUGUGUUCUCUGUGUCUAUCCAAUUAACUAUGUGUGUUAAGCCAUAUUAAGCCUGGGUCUGUAGGGCAUGGGCGAAUUAGACACAAUCCUGUAAGACUGUUCUAGUCAUCCAGGGUCAUCUUAGUGGCAAACAAGGUGUGAGAUUUGUAAGCCUGGACUCACUCUGUAAUUUCCCCCCACGGGAUGGCCAAGAAAACUGGAUGGAACCAAUAUUUUGGUUCUGUCUGGUUAGCCCAAGAUUUAAUAGAUUGGGAUAGCUAACUCCAGAUACAUUAAUAUCCAGCGAACGUUCAAAAUGUGGAUAAAUUGUUUCAUCUUUUGUGGUGACUUCAUUCUUUUGACUAACAAGAAAAAAUACCUAGCUAAUAUUGGUAGUAGGCUAUUUCACUGAAGUUUUUGCCCUAGCUGGUUCUGGCUAAAAUGUAUACACAGACAUGACCAAAUCCAGUGAGAUGGAAAUGCUUGCAUGGACCCUGGGCCCCCUCAAGGUGGCCCUAGGAAGGUAGGAGGGGCUAGAAUUUAUGGCACUGUGUCUGAUUCGCUCUCUAUUUAUUUAGACCCAGUCUUAUUGUCAUUCACCAACUUAUCUCCAUGUUCACAGGAUUGUGAAAAAUUUGCCUUUCAUAGAAACCAAGGACCAAAGAAUUACAUUUCUUCCCCUCUAACCAUUAGUUACAUAGAGAUCACGGCUGUGAGUAUCCGAGACAGACAGAUGAGACUACAGCUCAGUGACAUCUGCUCAGUCCCACCAAUAUUCCAAAUUGUACAGAAGUGGCCCCGGGUUUCAGGGACCCAAACUCACUUUGGCUGGGAUAGGAUCAAGCUGUCCCUGCGAUGGAAACCCAGCCUCCCCCAGUAAGCCGAGUUCUGGUUAUCCCCAGGCUCAUUCAAUCGGCCAUUUCUGAACUGCAAAAGCAGUCUCAGAGGUAGAUUUGUUGCUCCAUCUCUGCUGACUGAGUCAGCCCAAGGAUUGCCAGAUUUCCCCUUCACUUUGUCUUAGGUAGACCCACUUAGAACAACCACAGGACUUUUGGAGGGAGCACGGUCUUCAUUCCCAUCCCACGGCAAACAACAGGUCCGUUCCCAUGUCCUGAAAACAGUACAGAAACCCCCACCCACUGAGCCAUUGAGCAGCAUGGACAAUGAAGCUCCGACAAGCUGUCUAGUAGGAAGGUUUAUUGCCAGCACCCUGGGAUGGAGCAGGCCACCAUAAUUCACCCAACCCUUUGGGGGGGUUGUGGCUCCUGGUGUAUUUAUUGUACACACACCAAAAUCAAAUGAACAACUUUGCAAAUUGAGGCAUUUAACUUAUUUUGCCAGAUGAUCAUAGGAGAGACUUCAACUAGUUUCUGAUAUUUGUCAUUAUGAAUAUUCAAUACCCCACAAUCCCAGGUGCAGAGCCCUUUCUCUUAUUGCUGUAAAUAUUUCCCGAGAAUGGGCGCAGUCCUGAGGGACUUGUAUCUUCUGCUAUAACAAAUAUUGAUUGUCUAGAUCAAAUUCUCUUUGUGAAUGGUCCUGUAACUAGUGUAUGGACACAUUUCUGGGUGCCUUAGAAGUUGUAUUUUUCAUGUGUGUUAAUAUGCAGUAUUUAUACAUUGUGAGAAGCUGCUUUGAAUAAAAAGGUCGAAACUUC
Antechinus flavipes (yellow-footed antechinus) is the source of this 8699-nucleotide messenger RNA. It is a transcript of the gene CDYL2, whose product is annotated as chromodomain Y like 2. Gene Ontology annotation, molecular function: transcription corepressor activity. NCBI's taxonomy places the organism in Eukaryota, Metazoa, Chordata, Mammalia, Dasyuromorphia, Dasyuridae. The record is from RefSeq and is a predicted model, not a curated record. Gene Ontology annotation, cellular component: nucleus. The coding region runs from base 70 to 1590 and encodes 506 amino acids. The transcript is spliced from 7 exons.